Messenger RNA from Pleuronectes platessa (European plaice), 2767 nucleotides. RefSeq lists its product as uncharacterized. NCBI's taxonomy places the organism in Eukaryota, Metazoa, Chordata, Actinopteri, Pleuronectiformes, Pleuronectidae. The coding region runs from base 193 to 2031 and encodes 612 amino acids. The transcript is spliced from 11 exons. The record is from RefSeq and is a predicted model, not a curated record.
AACUAAGAAUAAUGAGGAAACUGUUCUUUACAAGUUGAGAUCUGACAAACCGUCUCACACAGGCAAGCAGACCGUUCUGACUUCAGUCUUUCAUUUUCUAAGUGAUAGAUUUUUACCAUUUAUAAUUAUAAUUUUUGAUGAGCUUCAUUUAAAGUCAUACUUUCUGUUGAGAAGCUGAAGACAACACUGGCCAUGUUGUCUACAGGAGCUGAAUGUGUGUUCAUGGGUUUGUUCCUGUACAUCUCAGGGGUUGGAGCAAACAGCAUCUGUGUCUUAAAAGGUUCAUCAGUGGAUCUACACUGCUCAGCUCAGCUUCCCACAUCAAGCAUGAAAUGGUGCACUGUUCGCUGGGAGAGCAACAAGAUGGUUCUAGAUCAGAUCUUUGCAGACGGAAAACGUGUGAUCAUAUCUGAAGAGAGCAACUUCACUAUGACGAUCAAUGAUCUGAGAGAGAGUGAUACAAACACUUACUGUUGUAGUGACGUUAAUGACAAACAAACUAAAUGCCAGGGUGGAUUAUAUCAGCUCCUUGUUGCAGACCUGCAGGUGAAGGUGUUUCCUGCCACAGGAGAAAAGACAGUGUCCCUGAUGUGCAGCAGCAGUUGUCCUCUGACUGAAAGACCUGUGGUCUAUAUCUGGUACAAGAACACAGAGUUUCUCUAUAAGGACUUGUCUCCUUGGUACCAGGAGCUAAUCAGCAGCGAGGAAUCAGUCACAUACUCCUGUGCUGUCAAAGGCUACGAGCAUCUCAGAGCCCCUGAAGUCUCAGUGGCUUCUCUCACAUCAGCCUGCUUCACUGUGACCUAUGCUAAAGGCAGAAUGUGCUCAAAUCAGCAGAGACCAGAAGAUGAGCCGUGCUCCAUCACAUAUCCCAGAGAAAUACAAGUUCAUGUUCAAAACACUGAAGACAAAUGGCAUUCCAAACUGGCCUGUAUCACCAGCUGUCCACAGAAGCAAACUCAAAACAUCACAUGGUACAAAAACAGAGGAUUGGAGCAGGCACCACAACCAGUUCCCAUCUCCUCUCCUGACUCUUACUCCUGUGCUGUAGAGCACUUGAUCUCAGAUGAGGUCUGUAUUCAGGAUCUAAACUGCAUCACAGUGAAUUAUGUCAACAGGAGGAUCUGUGCUCUGCAAGGUUCCUCAGUGAACAUCUCCAGUGAAUACUCUUAUCCAAAGAACCAUCAAGCGAAUUCUUUAUUGUGGUAUAAGAAUAGUAGAAGUGAUAUGGCGGCUGGUGAAGAGCUGAUAACGAAUACACAUCGUAUUCAGUUUCAUGGAGUGAUGAACCGCCACAUCCUGACAAUCAAUAAACUGAACAAGAAUGACUCAGCAGAAUACAUAUUCAGAAUAGGAAGUGAUGCAGGGAAAUGGGCGGCUGCUCCUGGGGUGACUUUGGUCGUCACAGAUCUGAGAGUGAAGUUUAGUCCUUCUGAGGAGGUGACCGAGGGGCAGAGAGUCACGCUGACCUGCAGAACCAGUUGUCCUCUGACGGACAACAUGAACUACAUUUGGUACUUGAACAAUCAACCUCUGAAUCUGACAAAAACACAAAGCAAGUACCUGGUUCUAGACCCCGUCAGCAGUGAACAUGAAGGAAACUACUCCUGCAAAGUUAAAAUGCUUCAAAAGAGCUCUCAUCAAAAGAUGCUCACUGUCCACAGAAGAAGAAAAUGGACUCAAGCUGCCAUAGGAAUCGUUGUUCUUCUCCUGGUUGUAAUACCCAUCAUCGUCUUCUUGUGGAUCAGAAGAAAGAAGACUUCCAUCCAGUCUCCUAGAACUGAAACCUCUGUCAACUUGGAGGAGAUAAGCCCAGAUCAUGAGUACGACGACAUCUCGGCUCAACCAGUAGAGGAGGAUGAUAUUCUCUAUAGCAGCGUUCAAUUCCCCAACAACAGAGAUGCUCUCUACUCACAGAUCCAGACACAUCAGCCCCAAGAAGAAGAGCAAAGCCCCUAUGAUGUUGUCAGCUUUACACCCAAAACAACACCUGAGCAAACAUCUGUUAUUACAAGCAAACUGGCCUGUUAGUGGAACUCUAAAAUUAGCACAUCACUUCAGACAAAGGCCUUGUCUAAACUACUGCAGACAACAAACACUCAAACGAGCUUUCUGGGCCAGUAGGUGGCGAAAAAUGUUGUGAUCAAAAAUCAACCAAACUAUGGAGGAAGCCUACAUCAUCCUGUACAUAGUAGGGGCUGUUGUUGUUGUUAUCGCCUGCUUGAUGGGAGGAGCCUUCUUUCUCUACAAACGAAGCAAACAACACGAGGCCGUACCCACUUUGUGAGUCUAUGGGAAGGUGCGACAAGUGUGUGGAGAAGUUGUGUGUCGGACUCGUGGCCUGAGUGUCACAUCUCUCUCGCUGUCAUUUGCUGUCAUCUCUCUACUGACCACAUAAAAUGUCCUGUCAUCAGUCUCAACUUGUGUGAGUGUCUGUAUCUCAGGUUUAACACAUACUCAUGGUUUAACAUUGGUUUUAGGCCAAUUUAUACAUUUCAUUUGACACACGAAACCACAUUGUUGGACAAAAUUUAAAAAAAUUAUUCACAUAUUCUUUCACAGUGAAGUUCCCAAAUGUAUUUCUAUGACUUGUUGAAGUUAAGUUGAACACUGAACUGUAUUUUGUGAGUUACCCAAGGAAGUACAUUUUUUAUUUGGUGAAAGAAAGAGUCAUCGCUCUCUUUUUCUGUUUUCAGUGACUGUACAGAUAGUGUGUCGUUAAAAAUCCUGUGUAAAUGUAAACCUAAUAAAGUAUUUGUUGGCUAAA